This is a messenger RNA of Oncorhynchus gorbuscha (pink salmon), 2040 nucleotides long. RefSeq lists its product as uncharacterized. Bases 183 to 1883 code for a protein of 566 amino acids. The transcript has 9 exons. The record is from RefSeq and is a predicted model, not a curated record. NCBI's taxonomy places the organism in Eukaryota, Metazoa, Chordata, Actinopteri, Salmoniformes, Salmonidae.
AGCUGGAGCGGGAGAGGGAGCUGGAGAGACAGGGGGAGCUGGAGCGGGAGAGACAGAGGGAGCUGGAGCGGGAGAGUGUAGAAGAAUUGGAGAUAAUAAAGGAGCUGGAGAGAAGACAACUGCUUGAGAAACAGAAUGAGACAGCGAGACAACAGCUUCAAAAGCAGAGACUGAGGGAGAAGAUGGAGAAAGAGGAGCAGGAAAAUAUGAGACAGGUAGCUAGACAACAGGAGGCAGAGAGACAGAGAAUCCUGGAGAGACAGAGGAGAGAGAGCCUGGAGAGGGGUGUGCUGGACUCCUUACCUCUCAGACCUAAAGUGCUGGAUCUAGACUCUGUGUCUCUGGGUGACCUGCUCUCCAGAGGCAGUCCCCACUCCCCUGGUGCCCGAUGGAAGCAUCCAUCUCCCCGGGGAGAGGACCACUACAGGCCUGGCAUCCUGGACAUAGACUCAUUCAGGUCCCAGACCCAGACGCAGCCCUCGCCCACUAGAGAGGUGUUCCCUAUUGCUGGCAUCAAGGGCUCAGACCCAGGUAGUGGGGUGAGAUCCCACACUCCAGAGAGGGAAGUUAGCCGUAGGGUGGGUGCAAUGGGGAGACCCAGCCCAGUGUGGGCCCCCUCUCAGCAGGAGCUGGGGGAGCAAAGGCUAGGAUUCAAUGAGGAAUCGGUGGAUAGGCCCAUGGCUGGACCAGAACCACCCAGGAAGCCUGCCAAUAAACCCAGCCUGGAGCAGCUCCUCCACAGGCAGUUGGACAGGGCCACGGCCCCCAUUCUGGUCCCAGAGAGACGCUGGUCUGGUAUGCCCAGUGAAGCAUCCUUCCCCAGGAGAGAGCCCCACAGCCCUAGGUCCCCCAUGGAGCAGACCUGGUUCCCGCAGGACUCAGGGCCCCAGGGGCACAGGGUAGAGGCCAGAGGACAGAGGAGAUCUCAGGGCUCCCAGGAGCUGAACCGGAUGAGGUCCCGCAGUGUGUCCCGUCGAUCGGCCCCGUCUGAGAGUGCUGUGGAGGGGAGCCUGUCCAGGAUGAGGAGCAGGAGUGCACAUAGAGAGAGGGACCGACAGAGCUGGGAGCAGUUGAAGCAGAGUGUGGAUGGUGAGGAAGAGGGGCGUGACAUCGACACACUGGUCCACGAGGCAGACAGCCAGUAUGGGACCUGGGAGACGGGACUGCGCACUGACGAUAGCCUGACUCCUGCCACGCCCACCUCAGACAGCAACCUCAGCCAGUCGCCUAGGAAACCCAUUCCGCCCCACACACCACGGGAACAUGCCACACACAGCGACCUGGACACUCCAGAUGGCUUCUCCCCCUCGGUCCAGCCCGAGAUGCAACUACUCCCCUUCCCUGAGGCCUCCACCAUCCUGCUGGACUCCAGUGCUCUGCGCUCCAGGGUGCAGCUGAGUAAGAUGCGGGGGCCACGUUCGCGCCCCUCCAGGGUGGCUCGUCAGACUGCUGCUAUGUCUGUACACCCUGAGGGACAGACCUCGCUCACUGAGGACUGGCGCUCCCGAGACUCAACAGAGGACCACAUUGAGUUUUCCAAGCAGGAGGACUCAGACUCUGAGGAGCAGGAGAGGGGAGUAGACCCCCGCUCUGCUGCUGCCUCCUCCCAGCCCCAGAGAGUCGCCCUCUUUCCUGGGAUGGACCCCUCCGCUCUCAAGGCCCAGCUCAAGAAGAGAGGAGACUCUGAAAAUCAGACAGAUGGAGCCGGAGCCGCCCCAUCUCCAUCUCAGCUGUCACGAUCUCCUAAAUCCCCCUUCCUGCCCCGGGUGUCCCGUGUGCUGCCCCCCUCUGGAGGGAAAGAAAAUGGGGAGGAGGCCUCACCACAGUGGCUGAGAGAACUGAAGUCUAAGAAGCGCUCGAGUCAGUAUGAAAAUGACAGCUAAGUGUGAAUGAGCAGGUUGCCUUAACUGAAUAAUUUGGUGGAGAAUUGGAGACAGAAGCCUUAACCUUUGACCCUGAGAAGAUGGAAACUCUGCUGCUGACAUUGUAAUUUGUUAUCGGUUUGUUAAUUUUAUCUGUUCUCUUCCUGCCCGGGUCAUA